This is a messenger RNA of Wasmannia auropunctata (little fire ant), 3578 nucleotides long. It is a transcript of the gene Rab9, whose product is annotated as ras-related protein Rab-9B. The transcript is spliced from 3 exons. Gene Ontology annotation, biological process: retrograde transport, endosome to Golgi. Gene Ontology annotation, cellular component: phagocytic vesicle; lysosome; late endosome. NCBI's taxonomy places the organism in Eukaryota, Metazoa, Arthropoda, Insecta, Hymenoptera, Formicidae. Bases 871 to 1563 code for a protein of 230 amino acids. The record is from RefSeq and is a predicted model, not a curated record. Gene Ontology annotation, molecular function: GTPase activity; GTP binding.
CCCCCGUCGACCGCCCCGUGAGAGACGGCCAACGGGCGUUGCUUGAUGCUUCUUGUCGUCUAUCGUCUAUCGAGAUUCGAGGGCGAACGCCCGGCCGGAGAUGUUCGAGAGCCGUAGGAGUUUGUCGAUCGAGUGGUGCUAGAACCGGAAAUCGAUGCGCACGCGAUUGAGGAUACCGUUGGAGAUUCGGAAAUGCGUUGCCCUUGUUGACGAGCGCGUCAACGCCGCUUGCCCGUCCUCGUUGCUCCAUGAGAGUGCGGAGAGUGUGCCGCGGCAACAAAGGACGAGUUUCUCGUCGCGCCCCGAGCGCGACAAUUGAAUUGAAAGUCGCGAAAAUGCGAUCCCGGACGCGCGAACUCGUCCGCUGACCCCGUGGACGGUCCACCGUUCGCCGGAGCUUCGUAAUUCGUGUGAUCGAUGAGGGACUCGCGCCAAUCGUGCCGCGUAACCCGUGAGGUUAUGCAGCGAAAUCGAGAGAGAGAGGAUAAGGAUACUCUUGUCUCUUGCGCGCCAGCUAUUUAAUGUAAACAAGAGAGAGAGAUAGUGGAAGAGGCGCGAAGAGAGGAAAGAAGGGAGAAAUCUCACGGGUAAAUACAUGAAAGGAGGCCUUAUGUUCGACACGUAAUUCGGCGAGCUCUGAUCUCUGAGGAGGAGUGCUAGUUCUAAAUCAGCUGAUCGGAGAAGCCGUUAAGGUUCGACUAGGCUCGAAUGAAUGCUUGUUGAGUGACACGCACGUUGGGAAAAGUUUGUCGAGCGAAACGUCCGUUCGCGCCGGAUAAUUUUACGCGUGUUAAUUAAGAUACAGGUAAUUAAGAUAUUCGCGAGGAGAGAAUAAUUAGCGCGAAACUGCGAAAUAAUUAGGUUGGCGAGAUGUCGGUGAACAGCACGACGUCGGUGAGUACGGGUAGGGGCGGCAGUAGUCUGCAGAAUCGAAACUCGCAGAGGUCCACCCUUCUGAAAGUGGUGAUCCUCGGGGACGGUGGUGUCGGCAAGUCCUGCCUCAUGAACAGAUUCGUGUCGAAUCACUUCGACGAGCACAGCUUCCACACCAUCGGGGUCGAGUUUCUCAACAAGGACAUCGAGAUCAACGGCGAGGCGUAUACGUUGCAAAUAUGGGACACGGCCGGGCAGGAGAGGUUCAAGACUCUCAGAACGCCGUUUUACAGAGGCUCGGACAUUUGCCUGCUCACCUACGCGGUGGACGACAGGACGAGUUUCAGGAAUCUGGCGCUAUGGCGAUCCGAAUUUCUCAAGUACGCGGACGUUCAGGAGGGCUCCACUUUUCCAUUUAUCGUUGUUGGCAACAAGGUGGACGUUCCCGAAUCCGAGAGGCAAGUUUACACGGAAGAGGCUCAAGCUUGGUGCUCAGAGAACGGUAGUCCCCCGUUAGUCGAAACGUCGGCGAAAGACGCCACUAAUGUCGAGGCGGCUUUUGGGGCGGCGGUUGAUGCGUGGGCGCGGCUGGAAGCUAGAUUAGAACGGCCUUUAGUGGAGGAUACUGUCGAUCUGUCUAAACAGCAGUCCCAGCAUCGUACGAGCUGCUGCAUGCCCGGCACCGAGUAGGUCACAGCUUUUAUCCACAUUUGUGACGAGAUAAUUGAAAUGGCUGAUAAAGAAGAUAGACACGAGAUAUACGGUCUUUAUGUGAUGCGCAAACCAGACAUUUCUGGAACGAUCGUUUAAAGUUUUCUUUAUGUUUGGAAGGGAUAUACACCACGUCACACUAUCGAACUCGUAGAAACGGUGCUUACUCUAUUUAGGAUCUAUAAGGAUACACGUUACGCAGUAGAACUGUAAGAGGUUAUUUCUAUUUGUUUGGCCUGUGUGUUUUUUUUGCAUAUUUACAGAGUAAGAUGCACAAUUCUUUUUAAAAGUUUAUAGUCCGUAGAAAAUCUGAGUGGGCUUGCUGAGAAAAAGUUUUUAGUAAUUGUAAUCUCUUUUCGGUUUUCAGUUUCAGAGAUAGAUAUUUUUACAAGUUACACUUAGAAUAUCGGUUUCUUUACUCUUGGCAUGCUUUGUUUCUAGGUCUAACAAAGUAAUUUGAAGAGAAUCUCUUGCCUGUGUCAACAAUACUCUCUUCAUUAUAUGGUGAACUUUCUUUAUUGACACUGGAAUUGCAUCGGUUGUGUGUAAAUGAGAGGAGAUAUAAUAUUGUGUUUCAAAUUCUUUACUUAAGACCACUUAAGAUCUCCAAAGAAUGAACCGCUAGGACAUCAUUAGCAAUGAACGAGCGAUUUCUUUACAGGCUUUAUAUUAUCUUAUGAAUCUUAAACGAAAUACUCGAAUCACAGAGAUCGUAUAUAAGACAAAUAAUAUAUUGUGAUUGAUCUUUCCAGAAUACAACCUUAUGAUAUAAGAUAUCAGGUUAAACGUCCUUAUUCUAUCAACGCUUUGUGCAGCUCUUAAGCUACCGACAGUAUUUUAAGUGUUUCAUACACCAUUGGCUUGUGAUAAAGUAAUAAUGAUGAUAAUAAUAAGAAUAAGAACGAUAAGUAUGAAUUAACUUAAUAUUACAUAAGUGAUAGACAUAAAUUGUAAUUUUAGCUUUGUAAUUCUAAAUUUGCCUUAUUCUCGUGACGUGCAUCUGAGAGCAUUGAAACGCAACGUGAUUUUUUUUAUUUAACCGAGAUCUUGCUAUUUGAAUAUCCAUAUUUAUAUGCGAUUUUGAUGUUUGUACAAAAUGCAGCAUAUGCUCCUCUGCUCUUGGAACAUUCUGCAUUCAAUGCCUCUUACGAUUUCCCUACAAAAUUGAUAUUAUGAAAAUGAAGCUUUUUAUACGCGAUCGCCGAUUCAUACAAUGCGUUCCUAUAGUUCCGCGUAUCUCGUUCAGAUGGUACUUGAUUCUUUAGAAAUGCCUCACAUACAGAGUACAAGGAAGUAUGUAAUGAUUUGCCAAUGACACAAUUCGGAUUAAUUGCGUAUGAAAUAUGCAUGCUGGUGCUUUUUAUAUAUGGCUAUAUGUGGAAUAUAUAAAUUUAUGAUAAAGCAUAGGAAUGAUAAUAAUAGUUAAGGAUAUUAAGAGCAUAAAAACUAUUAAAAACUAAUCAUAUCAAUGUGACGACCACCUCGUAAUUACCGUAAAUCAGGCAUUCUUACGCCAAAUCUCUAUACGAAAUCUAUAAAUUAUUUUUAAAGGGAUACACUGCUGCACUUGUAUAAAAAUCUUAUUUGUGAAGAAUGCGCGUACCAAUCGUUAUUUAUUAUUUUUACAUAUUUAGUAAACAAGGGCACUUCUCGUAUGUACAUGAUCUAUGUAAAAAAUAUAUAUAACAUAUAUUUGUGUGUGUGUGUGUGUGUGCGUGUGUGUGUGUAUGCCUUAAUAUUUUAUAAUUCUAGGAUUUUGCAAGGAAAAAAAAAUAAACUUACACUCUGCUUGUUUAAGAAUCGCCGUAUUCUUGUAAAUCGGUUAAUAUAUCCCUUUUUUCAUGAAACAUUUUUUCGGUUGUAUGUACCUACUAUUUGCGUCUGAAAAGAACGUUUUGUAAAAAUAUCUAAAUGAACACCGACAGAUGAUAUAAUAAGUAAUAAGAAUGAAAGAGUUUAUAACGUGGGAAUUAAAGAGAGAAAAGGAAUUAUAA